Messenger RNA from Engraulis encrasicolus (European anchovy), 3268 nucleotides. Its product is annotated as flavin-containing monooxygenase 5-like. The record is from RefSeq and is a predicted model, not a curated record. Gene Ontology annotation, molecular function: NADP binding; flavin adenine dinucleotide binding; N,N-dimethylaniline monooxygenase activity. The coding region runs from base 210 to 1859 and encodes 549 amino acids. Lineage: Eukaryota; Metazoa; Chordata; Actinopteri; Clupeiformes; Engraulidae. The transcript is spliced from 10 exons.
CACUUAGUAAAUGCUGUGUGAGGGUAGUUUGGAUGCGGUUAGAAUAAAACAAAAUGGUUCAUUUAACACUCCAUGUAGCCUAAUGAUGAUCCAGUCAGCUGAACUACUAAUGAUAGAGCUGAACUAAAAAGAUAAAUACAAGCAAAGAUAACCCAACAUGGAAAUGAGAGAGAGAGCCAGACAGAGCCAGACAAAGAGAGAGGCUGGCGAUGGCCAAGCGUGUAGCUGUGAUUGGAGCGGGCUGCUCGGGCCUGGCGGCCAUCAAGUGCUGCCUGGAUGAGGGCCUGGAGCCGGUCUGCUUCGAGAGCAGUGACGACAUCGGGGGACUCUGGAGGUUUAAGGAGAAGCCUGAGGCCGGCCGAGCCAACAUCUACCAGAGCGUCAUCGUCAACAGCUCCAAAGAGAUGAUGGCCUACAGUGACUUCCCUCCCCCCGCCCACUUCCCCAAUAACAUGCACCACACGCAGGUGCUGCAGUACCUGUGGCUCUACGCGGCACACUACGGUCUCUUGAAGCACGUCCACUUACAGACUGCAGUGAAGACUGUGAGGCAGAGGCCAGACUUUGCUGGUACAGGUCAGUGGGAGGUGGUGACUGAGAAGAGGGACGGUGAGGAGCAGAGACACGUCUUUGAUGCCGUGAUGGUCUGCACUGGACACUUCACACGACCACACCUGCCUCUCCAGGACUUCAAAGGAAUAGACACAUUUGAGGGGAGGCAUUUCCACAGUUGGGAAUACCGCAAUGCUGACGGACUGCAGGACAAAACUGUGGUGGUGAUCGGAAUCGGGAAUUCUGGAGGCGACAUUGCAGUGGACGCCAGCAGAGUGGCCAAACAGGUGUACCUGAGCACCAGGCGGGGGGCGUGGCUGGUGGGUCGCGUUGGAGAGGGCGGGCUGCCAUGUGAUGUCGUCAGCGGUGUCCGUCUGGCUCUGCUGAUUGGUGGACUGAUGCCCUCGUGGGCCACCCAAUCAGUAGAGAAGCAGCUCAAUCAGCGCUUCAACCACAAGCUCUACGGACUACAGCCCACACACGGGUUCUUUGCUCAGAUCCCGGUGGUGAAUGACGACCUGCCGGGACGCAUCAUCUCCGGCCGCGUCAUCAUCAAACCCAACGUGAAGCAGUUCUCUGGCUCCAGCGUCGUCUUUGAGGAUGGAACGCAGGUCCACAAGGUGGAUGUGGUGGUGUUUGCUACAGGCUACCACUAUGACUUCCCUUUCCUGCCGGAAGAGCUGAGGGUUCGAGAGGGCUACCGCUUGUCUCUGUACAAACAUGUCUUUCCUCCGGGCCUGCAGAGGGCGACACUGGCUGUGGUGGGGUUCAUACACGCGCUGGGAGCCGUCAUUCCCCUGGCAGAGAUGCAGGCUCGCUGGGCCACCCGCGUCUUUAAAGGACUCGCUACGCUGCCAUCGAAGAGAGAGAUGCUUGAAGAUAUUCAAGGAUGUACAAAAACGAUGCAUCAGAGGUUUGCCUGUUCCGAGCGCAACCCUCUCCAGACCGACUACAUCCCCUACAUGGACGACAUCGCCCGCGAGGUCGGAGCCCACCCGCGGUUCCUCUCCCUCCUCCUCCGGGACCCGGGGCUGGGCCUCAGGGUUCUGCUGGGCCCCUGCACUCCGUACCAGUACCGCCUGUGUGGACCGGGCCAGUGGGAGGGGGCCCGCCACGCCAUCUACACCCAGUGGGACCGAGUCCUGCGCCCAUUUGCCACCAGAACUCUGCCAGAGUCAGAGGAGGAGAAGAGGAGCGACACCGAACCCAGCUGGUGGCGAGGAGCCCCCCCGAGGCUGGGUACAGUCAUGGCUGCUAGCAUGCUGUUUGCUAUCAUGUACUUCAACAAACGCUUGGCAUUACAGUGACAGGAGUAUGUUUUUUGGAUUUUUUCUUCAGUUGCUACACUGCUAGAACAGUGUUUCCCAACCGUUUUUGUCUCGCGUACCCCUUAAGCAUCUUAGUUGUGCCAUAAGUAACCACUAGUUCAUGUUCUAUAUGGCUUUCUCUGUCCUGAUGUGACUGUUCCAUAGAUCUGUUAUAAUAAUAUAUUUUUUCCAAAUACCCCCCUGCAGUAUGCUUGCGUACCCCUAGUGGUACACAUACCCCUAGUUGGGAAUCACUGUGCUAGAACACUGAAGUAUUUUUUUUAACUAUGGUUGAUCUCUUUAAGAGGCAAGUAGAAGUGAUUUCAGGAUGUUUUUACUGUUUUGUAUUUGUCUGGCUGUCACUAGAUUAAUGGGUUCCGCCUUGCUCCACGAACUUCCAUCUGGAGCUAUGUCAUAUGCUUUGUUCGUCAAAUGUCUGGUUUUAUUUUAUAUUUUAUUUUAAGUCCUUGCACAUGAUUGGAGAAACCACUUGUCUGAUGUUUUUCAUAAGGUGCUACUUUAACCACUCACAAAUUCACAUUUGAAAUGACAGAAUCAAUGUUGACAAGUGAGUCCAUUGUUGUCUGAAACAACUGUCAGUCCGGCCGCACAUCGGCUCCGACAGCACUGCGGCGCACUUUCGCUUUCGACAUAAUUCGGACCCCCAAACCCAAUUUCACACGAACAUAGCAUGGAUAGUCAAUGGGCGGUGCUAAUUGCUAUCCGACAUCCGCGAAUGUCCACGGACAUCGGCGCCAGUGUGCGGGGUUCUAUUGAAAACAAUGGAAUCGAACUUUUGCGGAGCAGUGCUCAGCACUUUGUCGGAGCCUAUGUGCGGAUGCCCUCACAUUACACUUAUUUUCCUUCUCCGCGAUGUUUAAACUUUGACUAUACGUCACAGCUCUGAAAAGCCCACGAUCUUAUUUGGUUCAGUUGCAUAGCAGUUUCAAGUCAAGUCAAGUCAAGUCAAGUAGGUUUUAUUGUCAAUUUCUUUACAUGCACUGGUCAUACAAAGAAUUUGAAAUUACAUUUCUUGCUUUCCCAUACAGACAUAGACUAAUCUAGGUAAGGACAUAGACAGUAUAGACAUAGACAGUACUUAUACAUGGACUUAAGACAGUAUGGACAUAGACAGUGCUCAUACAGACAUUUAAAGUGCAAGACUGGACAACAGAAGACUUGUAGAGGACAUACAUUAAGAGGUAUUGUUGUGCUUUUGUGCUUUUCCUAAAAAAAGUCCUUUAUAGCGUUCUGACAUGGUAAUAGUAGCAUUUUGAAGAAAAAUAAAUAUUAAAAAGGUCUGUCAAGUACACCGGCAGCAGUGUGUGUGUGUGUGUGUGUGUGUGUGUGUGUGUGUGUGUGUAUGUGUUUAGUGCAGGUAGAAGGUGCGGUGUGCGUCUGUGUGUGUG